UGUGCACGGCGCUGCUCCAGCUGCCCUGUCCUAUCUCUUUAAAUGAGACAGAGCUGUUCCGCUCUGCGUGAGUGUGGACAAAUUACGAAACAGAGAGGGCCACUCUGUUGUGUAGGAGAACUAGGAGAUCGAAAACACAACAGAGAAGAUACUUUGCUUCAAUUUGAACGGUUCUGAAGAGGAGGCUGUGUCUCGGUUGUCAUCUAGGCUACGUUUGACUUAUUCUGAUUUUGGACCCGGUGCUCUUCUCGUAGGCCUAUGUAUGGGCUCGGUAGGCGCAUCUUUCGCCUCCCGAUAGGACAUGACGGGCAGGGCUACCUCCUAAUAAUUAUUUAUUUCGCUCUCUCUGCGCCGCAGCAUUGGGAGAAACGUGAUAGAGAAGCAGCAACAACAGCGUGCUGAUCAUGGAUUAAUGCCCGAGUGAAUUUUCAUCCGAGAGCUGACUCUCAGGACCUGCAUUACUCUGUGUAGCUGUUUGGCUGUGGCAGACCAUGCCUCCUCAUGGUUUCCGUUUGCCUGCAAGAUCCCAAGGUUCCCAAUGUUGAACAUGUCCACCCCCAGCGAGCUAAAGCCUCCCUGCGUGACUCGCAAUGGUAUGGUGAAGUUGCCCUCCAGCCAGCCCAACGGUCUGGGCAGUGCGAGUAUCACUAAGGGGACACCUGCUGCAAAGAACCGCCUGUGCCAGUCCUCAUCUGUACCCUCCAUCCUGCCCCCUCCACCGUCGUCCCUUCCCUACCACCACCACCACCUGGACAGCCCUGGCAUGCCCAAUUCAGCAGCCUCUCUCUUGGGCUCUGACCUGGAGCCUGGAAUGCCUCUAGUGAGCUUGAAGCCGUCCUUUCGUCAGCUUCCCCCUCUCACUCUACCGAAACCCAUGUUACUGGAGCGCCAGCUUGUCCUGGAUGAGAAGCUGCUCAACCGAUUGCUCUGGUACUUCACCACAGCUGAAAAAUGUGUGCUGGCACAGGUAUGCAAGACAUGGCGCAAGGUGCUGUACCAGCCGAAGUUCUGGGAGGGAGUGACACCCAUCUUGCAUGCAAAGGAGCUAUAUACCCUGCUGCCCAAUGGGGAGAAGGAAUUUGUCAGUCUGCAGGCCUUUGCCCUGCGUGGCUUCCAAUCUUUCUGCUUAGUGGGCGUGUCAGACCUGGACAUUUGUGAGUUCAUCGACAACUACCCGCUGUCCAAGAAAGGUGUUCGCUCAGUCAGCCUCAAGAGGUCUACCAUCACAGAUGCCGGUUUGGAGGUUAUGUUGGAGCAAAUGCAAGGCCUGAUGCACCUUGAACUCUCAGGCUGCAAUGACUUUACAGAGGCCGGCCUGUGGUCCAGUCUGAAUGCCCGGCUAACUUCCCUCAGUGUCAGUGACUGCAUCAAUGUGGCGGAUGACGCCAUUGCUGCUAUCUCACAGCUCCUGCCCAACCUAUCAGAGUUGAGCCUGCAAGCCUACCACGUCACUGACACGGCCAUGGCCUAUUUCACAGCCAAACAGGGCUACACCACCCACACUCUGCGACUUCACUCCUGCUGGGAGAUCACCAAUCAUGGUGUGGUCAACAUGGUGCACAGCCUUCCCAACCUGACUGCCCUCAGCCUCUCUGGCUGCUCUAAGAUCACUGACGAUGGAGUGGAGCUGGUUGCUGAGAACCUGCGUAAGCUUCGCAGCCUGGACCUGUCCUGGUGCCCUCGGAUCACAGACAUGGCCCUGGAAUACAUUGCCUGUGACCUGCAUAAACUGGAAGAACUGGUGCUAGACAGGUGUGUGAGGAUCACAGACACUGGCUUGGGCUACUUGUCCACCAUGUCAUCAUUAAGGAGCCUCUAUCUGCGCUGGUGCUGUCAGGUGCAAGAUUUUGGACUGCAGCAUUUAUUUGGAAUGAGGAGUCUUCGUCUGCUGUCUCUUGCAGGCUGCCCCCUGCUGACUACCACUGGUCUAUCAGGCCUCAUCCAGCUGCAGGAGCUGGAGGAGCUGGAGCUGACCAACUGCCCCGGAGCCACCACCGAGCUCUUUAAAUACUACUCCCAGCACCUGCCCCACUGCAUGGUCAUUGAGUAAGACCACUGACCCAUCCCACCGACCAACUGACCGACCGAUCACCGUACUUUUUUCCUCCAUACUCUUCCUCACUCUUUUCUCAAAUGCUAGCCAAGAGACUGCACUGCUCCUACUGUACCACACCAUUCCUCAUUACCUGCCCCUCUACCCUGCCCGUCUUCCUCCAUACUCCAUUGAAUAGACUGACCCACAGGCGGACAGAGAGGCAGGAAGGUAGAUGAUGGUACUUGCCAGACCCAGAAGAUGAUGGGAUGGCGUUUGAGCUUCAUUUAAGAAGAUGCUGGAGUGAAGAGCUUGGUGUGACGUCUUGUCUGACAGCAAGUUUCUUUUUCAGAAUCAACGAAAGACUUUAGGGAGGAGAGCUUCUCUACAGACUUGAUGAUUUUCUUUUCGCUGAAUGGAUACUGAAGGGAGUGACAUGCGCAGAUCCAGAUGCAGUGUAAAGGAAUUAGGAAAAGGAAAACAAAGACGUUUGUGUUUGAGCUGAUAUGGUGGAACUUACACAUGCUUACACUGUAAACAUGCUCACACACAUACUGUAUAUGGUAAGUGAAACAAAGUCCUCAAGACCAUGAGUACUGACGUUUCUAUUUCCAUACCCUGUGUAUUCUUUUUCUCCAGGUAUCCAAUGUUAAGUUUUCUCGUGUUUAGAGAGAGACACCACAUGCCAGCUGGAGAAACAGAAAUCAGCGAGAACUAAAGAUGCAGUUCAGGAAGUGAAUGACAGGGAUGGAACUUCUCUCUCUUGCUUUUUCUCCCCUCCUCUGUGUAUGAAGUGUGUUUCAUGGACUCACAGGUUCCCCAUCUUUUGGGAUGCCACCACCUUUUUCCAUAUCUGUGUCAUCGGAAAUACCCCCCAAAAACUAAUGAACUAACUGAAAAAAAUUUGAAAAACAGCAGUUUACUGUGUUGGGUUGAUUGGCUUAUUGUUCCACCCCUCUCAUUUUUGAUACAUUUGAUUUAAUUUACAGAUCUGGAGGAUAAGUUGUUGUAAACUGUGAAUGUUGUGUUUUAAAAAGGGAAGCGUCGCUGAGGCAUCGCAUCGAGCGCAGAAAGCAUUUGACUUCAAUGACGAGUUUCUGCUGAGGAUAGCUUUCUCUGAUGAAUAGAAUAGAAUCAUGACUAGACAAUGAGGCGACUGUGGGACUUAAACUGACAGUGAUGAUUUAAUUUUACUGGACUAAAUAACUUUAAUAAUAAUAGCAGAGGGAGUUUCACAAGUGAUCUUUCUGUUGGUACGGUAGUUUUGUCCAAAUUGGGGAGAUAUCUGAUUUUUGGAAUCAAAAUCAUCUUCCUCUUCCAUCUUUUAAAUGCUUAAACGAUGAUAGAAACGAUAAUGAAAGAUAAGAUAACGAAAUGAUAGAAACAUGAUGUUUAGAGGUUAAAUUUUAAAAUGCAAAGGCACUGUGUGACUCUCUGGCUAAGAUAAGGUUACCUCAAAUUUAAAAGGGAGGCUAGGGGAUUUCAGUAUUUAUUAUUCGAGCAGUUCUCAGACAGGCCAGGGUGAGGAAUGAGCAGGAGCUCAGGGUCCUUGUACUGUGGAGGUUUUAAAAGAUAAUUUUGUUUGUUUUCCAACUUAACCCAGAGUCAGAGAAACUUAAAGAUGAACUUUGGAAGUAUCAAAUGUGAGUUAAAUAAGCUGUUGUUCAAGACUAUGCUUUUGUUCCUUUUUAAGGGUUCAACUCUGUGUCUUAAAGGGUAAUUCUGGUUUAUUGAAACUUGGGUCUUAUUUCCCCAGCUCCAGCGAUUAGAAAUACUAUUAGUAAUACAAAGUUAAUUUGCUGCUGUCAGAUGAUCAGGUUCCCAUCAGGUUAGUCAGACUUAUUUGAAAUAAAGGUUCAAAGGGAAUGGUUAAAUUAUUGAUCAAACACUUUCUCAGACCUUAGAUUUACCAAACACAUCCAUAAAUUGAGCUAAGCCAGGCUAAGCUUUGCAUUCAAAGCUGGUACUAAAAGGCUAAGGCUAAAGGCUGGACAAUGGCUAAGAAGGAAAAAAAGUGAAGUUUCCCAUAAACCAAAGUGUUUAUUUAACAAUAAAAAUAAGUUAUUGAUGUUACAAAGGAAAAACAAAGAACUUAAAUUCCAGUAGUCGUGUUUCUUCCCACAAUCAUCUGAUAUUAAAAAGAAAUUAAUGAGCCCAACAGUGAGCUUCUUUUUGCCUCUUGUGUGUCCUCAGAUGUAAUGCCUGCCAAAUGAAGGGAUUGGAUCAGUGUCAGCCAGUAUUAGGUUGUGCCAAAUCGCUUUUGAUUAUGCAUAAAAUGUGGCUGGUUGCCUGUAGCUGACUGCACUAAAUGGACUGGAGUGUGUAUGGACAUGGCAGACCAUGCAUGUUUUUAGUUGGUCUGCGUUUUUGUUUCAAGAAGGCUCAUUUUAGAGGUUGUUCUGAAUCUCUUCAUUGUAUAUAAGUAUAUUUAUUUAUUUAUUUAUCUAUUUAUUUGUUUAAAUUAAUUUGUGAUGACAUGAUUUAUUUAUUGAAUAGGCAUUUUUUAAAGAAUUUUGUUUUGUGGAACUGUCUUGAAAUUUGGGCCUGACUUAGCUUAUGCAUUGAUUACUGUUUAUUUAUUUAUUAUUUAUUGACAUUUCAGACCCCUGAGUGAAAUAAUCUACCUAUUAUACAUUUAACAUACAUUCUUUCAGACACCAGUGACGCUACACAUCAUUAAGACUGAAAACGUUUUUUAAUCUUCAUAAUGCGCAAGAGUAUAUUUUUUGUGCAAGUAUGUGUCAACUUUGUGUUGCUGUUGGGUCCAUCAUUAAUAAUAGGGGAUUAACAGUGGUGACAAGUUAUAUUUACUGUAAUUGUCCUGAAUGUGGAAAUACCGAGUAUGAUAUACAUAAAAGCAUUUGAAGUCUGA
Messenger RNA from Micropterus salmoides (largemouth bass), 4904 nucleotides. RefSeq names its product F-box and leucine-rich repeat protein 16 (gene fbxl16). The record is from RefSeq and is a predicted model, not a curated record. Bases 539 to 2050 code for a protein of 503 amino acids. Gene Ontology annotation, biological process: SCF-dependent proteasomal ubiquitin-dependent protein catabolic process. Gene Ontology annotation, molecular function: protein binding. Lineage: Eukaryota; Metazoa; Chordata; Actinopteri; Centrarchiformes; Centrarchidae. The transcript is spliced from 8 exons. Gene Ontology annotation, cellular component: SCF ubiquitin ligase complex.